AUGAGUUCUCAGGGUCUGAGCAGCUACCCUCCCGAUGAUAGUAUUGGGUACAAAGUCAUAGUAACUCUUUCCAUUACCUUUGGUUUGGCGAUUAUCACUUUAUCCAUGAGGAUGUAUAGUCGGAUCCGAAUUGUUAAACAUGUUGGCUGGGAUGAUUGGGCUAUUAUCCUUGCUACGUUGGCCGGCCUCGUCAAUUUGAUAUUCAAUUCCUUGAACAUUCACUAUGGUGGCGGCCGGCAUCAGAAGUACCUGGAUAAGGAACAGAUCAUCCAAACCGUCAAAUACUCUAACCUUGCCAUGCUCCCUUUCAUCUUCUGCACAUGUCUCACCAAAUUCUCGGUCGCCUUUAUGGUGCUGCGAAUCACGACCGAAAAGUGGGUGAAAUACUGGAUGCUUGCGUUGGUGUUAUCACUGUUCCUGAUCAACGGAGCCGGUGUUGUGAUCAUUUUGGGAUUUUGCAAGCCUGCCAGUGCAUAUUGGGACAUCACGAUUCACAACGCAAAGUGUUGGGAUACGGAGGUGCUAACCGUAGCAUCAAACAUUCAAGGGGCUUGCUCAGUCGGCCGAGUGGUAGUCUACAGCAAUGAAGAAUUUGGCGGAGAUAGCAGCUGGAACAACAUUAACACAAUCGUGUGGACGCUCCUAGAAGAGAACAUCGGCCUUACUGCCACCAAUCUACCUGCGUUAGGAAGCUACCGCAAGAUAUUUCAAGAAAAGCUCAAAACGUCAUCUAGCAUUCGUUACCUCAUUCGAAUCACCACCAGCGGCUUCAAGAGUGUCAACAAGGGCUACUAUCCUUCGAAGAGAUCAGGAAAGAACCAAAGCUCUGACUCACAGGUAGAGAUGGCGAACGUGGAUGAUGGCCGCAAGAAAUCCGGCCCUCAGAUGAGUCCCAGGGAUGGAGAUAGGAGUCUAAACAAAGACUUUAUAAACUUUAAUACAGUGAAUAUAGACGGGAGUGUCCGCGAAGCUUACUAG
Messenger RNA from Botrytis fragariae, 978 nucleotides. RefSeq names its product putative polyketide synthase protein. The record is from RefSeq and is a predicted model, not a curated record. NCBI's taxonomy places the organism in Eukaryota, Fungi, Ascomycota, Leotiomycetes, Helotiales, Sclerotiniaceae. The transcript has 4 exons. The coding region runs from base 1 to 978 and encodes 325 amino acids.